Ornithodoros turicata is the source of this 1104-nucleotide messenger RNA. RefSeq lists its product as uncharacterized. The transcript has 2 exons. The record is from RefSeq and is a predicted model, not a curated record. The coding region runs from base 1 to 1104 and encodes 367 amino acids. Lineage: Eukaryota; Metazoa; Arthropoda; Arachnida; Ixodida; Argasidae.
AUGCGGAUGGGGUGUAUCAACAAAACGGAAUGGAAACGCCUUGACGAUGCCAUGCGCCCACUGAUAAACAGGACACUCCAUGUUCCCAAGUCCGCCUCUACAGACUACAUCCACGGAAGCUCCCAAGGAGGCGCCUGUGGUAUCCCUGACGCGGGCGAGCUGAGCGACUUGUGUCUCAUCGACACGGCAUACAAACUUGUGACAUCCCCGGAUCCUGCAGUCGCGAACCUGGCAGCUUCCGCUCUCUCCACUGCGGCAUUAAGACGCGCUCAGACUGGCGCCACAGCACCUGACCUCGCCGCCUACCUCUCCGGGGCCGGAGGCGUCUUCGAGGGGCCCUCACGCGGUGUAAGAAACACCUGGACGGAAGCAAGGAAAGCGUCGAAGAGGACAUCGGUCAUGUUGGAGUUCAGAAACGAAGGGCCCCACUUGACAAAAGGCGAAGUAACCAUCGGCCCAGCGCAGCGGAAUAAGGUAAUAUCUACCCUGCGUCGCCAGCUCACAGCCACGCGAGACAACCAGCUCCGGUCCCUUCCAAGCCAAGGCAAAGUGCUUGAAUGUGUCGCCCUCGACCGAUCAAGCUCUCACUUCAUCAGGACAGGCAUGUUCACGCGCUUUGCUGACUGGCGCUUCAUCCACCGGGCCCGCCUCAACCUGCUCCCACUGAAUGGCGCACGACCCUGGGACAACGGAGAUAAGCGAUGCAGGAGGCGCGGCCAGGCCCCCACAGCUCCCCCUCUUCGCGGCUCUAAAAAAAUGUUUGCACGUCAUAAACACGUGUGUUGCCUGAAUUAUCUCAAACUAUGGGCUCUAUGGGGAGCUGUGGGCGCCUGGCGCGGCGGCGAACAAGAAACACUGCCACACGUCGCCAACGACUGCAUGCGCUACUCCCCAGCCUACACUGCUCGCCACAACAAGAUCGUGCGUCGGGUGAAAGAGGCAGCCCAGGCGAAGUACACCGUGAUCUCGGAAAACCAGGCGGUUGGCAAGACCGGACUGCGACCAGACCUCGUCGUUGCAAGAGUAGAGGAGGCUAUCAUAUACGACGUCACCAUGGUGUUUGAUAACCGACAAGAGGCCUUCACGAAAGCAAGACAAGAAUAG